CAUGAAUGGCCAGCCUACACAACCUAUCGCACGUAGUUUUAAUAUAAUUUAAGUAUUUUAUCAUAUAAAAAUGACAUUUUUAACUAGUACAGUAGCAUUGACGAACCAAUUAGAUAGUGUUGUGAUUGUGACGUAACCGUGCCGGGAUAAAGUCUCCGACAACCAUUUAAAACAAACUGGAAAAACGCACGGAAAAGAUGUCGAGCAGCCCGUUUCCUUACACGUGCGAGCUGUGUGGCGCCGAGGGACUCACAGACGAGGGUAUGCGUACCCACACGCUGGAAGCCCACAUCGCCGGCCGCCCCGACUGCCCCUUCUGCGACGUGACUGUGCCGCAGCCACAGCUGGUGAGCCACGUGCAGAGGGCCCACUUGCACUACCUCACUCCGGAGCGGGAACUCAUGGCGUUUAUUGAUGAUCAGAGUCCUAGCUUCGAUGAUGAUUCAAAGAUGACGACGACGGAUAGCUGUAGCUACUAUACCCCCGGGUCCAUCAAUGGCUGGCACAGUCCAGACAUGGCUUCGUCGACCUCCUUUCACAACGGAGCCAUUUCCAAAAACAACAUAAACUACGCUCAACAAAAUGGCUACCGGGAAUCACAAAAUGGCCGCGAGGAAAAAAACGGCUACAAAGAAAGUCAUAAGAGUGAAAGAGAAGAGGAAAGACUCUCGAGAUCACCCAAGAAUAUUAAUCUGAGUAACGGACUGAAGAAUGUAAAUAUUAGCAAUGGCGUGAUACCGAAAACUAAAAAGUCCAAAAGUAGAGAAAAUUCAAAGGAAAGUGUGAAUGGUGACGACAGAAAAUACAAUAGUCCAAGCCACAAUCCGAGUUUAGAUGGGUCACCUAGCAAAAGUAAAAUGGGAAUGGCCACUGCUGGCCAAGGGUCUCCUCUCAGAUCACAGUUAGCUUUGAAAUUGAAACCUAAUACUCCCAAGAAGUCAGUUCCAACUCCUAGUCCUACAGUUCAGUGCCUUCUAUGCGAUUUCAAGUCGACAUGCCCAAGAAAGUUGGAAGAACACAUCAACCGUGCCCAUUUUGACCUAACCUCUCCGUCAGUUUUGGGCAAUGCGAACGCCAACCCCGCGACCUUAGAGCUGGACAACCCGACGCUCAACGCGACCUUGGCCUUGACCAGUGCCAUGGCCUUGACCCCUGGCCCCGGUACGUCCUCGUACCAGUGCCCUAUCUGUGAGAAGGAGUUCAGCAACGGGUCAGAAGCUGAAGUGCAUGUGAAUGUGGAGCACAAGGAUAUACUGAGCCCUCAGAAGCCGGAGAAAGUAGACAAUGCAUCGUCAUGCGACGACAUCGUGAUGAUGGAGGAGAGCCCGGUGAGCCACUGCCCCGUGUGCUGCCAGCCGCUGCCACUCGAGCAACAUGAACUGAUCCAGCACAUCGAGUCUCACUUCGAGCGCGGCGAGGAGGGGGGGCUGUCGGCCGCCGAGCGCGAGGCGCGCCGCACUCGGGAGGAGCACGAGUUCCAGAUGUUGAGGGCACAAUACGGCAUGGAAGAAGACGACGUCGAAGCCUACAGCGCUCGCGCCGGCAGCUCCCUCCGCCGGGCCGUGUACAGCGGAGCCCUAUCAGUCGCCGGGUACUACGAGCGCAGCGUGGGCCUGCGCCGCGGCGCCGCCACCGGGGCCGAGCCGGGGCAGGACAGGACCACCGGUAUCCUAGAGCGGAUAGCGGCUAUAAACGCGCAGAGUGCGUCCAUAGUGAAGACGUACCUGUGCAGCGCCGUGGACCACUACGCCAGCACGUACGGCGACCGCGGCUGGGGCUGUGGGUACAGAAACAUGCAAAUGCUCCUCUCCUCUCUACUCCGCUCCCCUCAAUACGCGGCGCUGCUGGCGGGGGCGGCGGGGGGCGGCGGGGGGGUGCCCUCCGUGCCCGCCCUGCAGGUGAUGGUGGAGCAAGCGUGGCAGCGGGGGUUCGAUGUGCAGGGUUCGGAGCAGCUGGGCUGCAAGCUGGUGAACACGCGCAAGUGGAUCGGCGCCUGCGAGGUGGUGACUGUGCUGUCUUCCUUCAGGAUCAGAUGUCAGCUAAUAGACUUCCACAAGCCGACGGGCGCGGACGGCAGCCACCCCGCGCUGUUCGACUGGGUGCUGCGCUACUUCACCGAGGAUCCCACGGGGUUCAAGGCACCCCUGUAUCUGCAGCAUCAAGGUCACUCUAGAACAAUAAUCGGCUAUGAGAAGCACAAGGACGGCAAGGCCACGCUACUGGUGCUGGACCCCUCGCACUCACCCGCACAGAUGCGCGGCGUAUGUCUAGGCGCCGGCGGGCUGCGGCUGCUGCGGCGCGCGCCGCCCGCCCUCCGCGCGCGCCAGUACCAGCUGCUGUGUGUCUCCGGGACCCUCAGCACCGAGCGGGAGUAUGAGGCCAGCAAAGUGCUCCAAUCAGUUCGCAUUCCAUAGGACAGGUGAGCCGGGGCUGAUCCCUGUAAACACUAUCAGAAACACACCACUGAACUUUCAACCAUAUGUCUAACGAGGUAAGGCGCAAUUCUAAUGGCAACGUUAAUGUAGGUGAGCCCUUGUCUUAUGAAGCUGACAAAUAAUGUGUGCGUAGGUUAUGUAAUAAGAAAGAGAAAAAUUAUGUAUAUUUAAUUUUGUCGUGUAUCUAUGCAGUUAUAUUGUCUUGGAAUUGUUUCUUGUCCUGCUAUUUAAGUGCAAAAAAUCAAAUUCUUCUUUAUUGAAAAUGUCACAUAAGAUAAGAAAUACUUAGGGUGGCUUGCACCAAAAAGUAAAUCAAAAUUAAAUCUAUGAGUUCUGGCUCUGGCGUUAUACUGUCAAAGCAAGACAGCAAUAGAUUUAAUUUCAUUAAAAUGUUUGGUGCAA
Molecule: messenger RNA, 2837 nt
Organism: Plutella xylostella (diamondback moth)
Lineage: Eukaryota; Metazoa; Arthropoda; Insecta; Lepidoptera; Plutellidae
Product: zinc finger-containing ubiquitin peptidase 1
Molecular function (GO): ubiquitin-like protein peptidase activity
Source: RefSeq, a predicted model, not a curated record